Nomascus leucogenys (northern white-cheeked gibbon) is the source of this 8453-nucleotide messenger RNA. NCBI's taxonomy places the organism in Eukaryota, Metazoa, Chordata, Mammalia, Primates, Hylobatidae. The record is from RefSeq and is a predicted model, not a curated record.
UAGCAGGCGGCUUGUCAUUGCUGGUGCCCGGCGCCGGCUCGGUCCGCGCGUCCUGCGGUGCCCACGGGCCCGGCCCGGCGCCCCCCCUCCGGCCGCACCGGGGGCGCGACGCCGCGGCACCCGCCUCCAGCCGCGCUGCCCCCCUCCGCCAGCUCCGCGCCGCCCGCCCCCAACCCGAGCUCCCCGCGGCCACUGCGGGGAGCCCGAGCCGUCGGCGCGGGAGCUGUCGGCGCUGCGGUGCCCCCGCCCCGCCGUCUGCCGAGGAGGCCCCGGCUGAUGGGGCCGCGCGGGCCCCGGAGCCGCGCCGCCGGGCGGCGGGGGCCUGCAGGGGCGCCCCGGCUGCACCGUUAACCCCUCGUCCACCGCCGCCGUCGGAGGGGGCUGGGAAGUCGCCUGGGCGCACACGUGCCGCCUCCGUCGGGGCCGCGGAGUUGCGGGGGAGAUGCGGGCCGCUGCCGGCGCCGCCUCGGGGCGCUCCGCCUCGCCCCAGCCCCUGGCGCUCUGACGCCGCCCCCGCCCCACCGCCUCCCUCCCCGGGAGGGGCGCAGACCCGAUCGCCCCCAGUCCCGAGCCUCCGCCGCCGCGAGGGGGCCGCCUUUGGAUCCGUGUAAUCCGCCUCUUUUUUUUUUUUUCUUUUUUUUUUUUUUUUCCUAAUUUUUGGUCGGUGGCGGCGGUGCUGGGCCAGGGGAAGGAAGGGACACGGAGGCCGCCCUCGCCCCGCCACCUCCUACCCGCUUCCCCCCAACCCCGGCUCCGGGAGAUGUGCCGGGCGGGGGGCCCGGGUUCGCGGAGCCGCAGGAGAGACACGCUGGGCCGACCCCAGAGCGGCGCUGGACAGGCUGGUGGUCCAGGCCGUGGUGCCUGCCAGGUGAUGCGGGGCGAAGCCCCCCGCACAGGCCACUGAGAGCCCCGGACACGCACCCGGCUGCCACCAUGGCCCGCCUAGCCGCAGUGCUCUGGAAUCUGUGUGUCACCGCCGUCCUGGUCACCUCGGCCACCCAAGGCCUGAGCCGGGCCGGGCUCCCGUUUGGGCUGAUGCGCCGGGAGCUGGCUUGUGAAGGCUACCCCAUCGAGCUGCGGUGCCCCGGCAGCGACGUCAUCAUGGUGGAGAAUGCCAACUACGGGCGCACAGACGACAAGAUUUGCGACGCCGACCCUUUCCAGAUGGAGAAUGUGCAGUGCUACCUGCCGGACGCCUUCAAGAUCAUGUCACAGAGGUGUAACAACCGCACCCAGUGCGUGGUGGUCGCCGGCUCAGAUGCCUUUCCUGACCCCUGUCCCGGGACCUACAAGUACCUGGAGGUGCAGUACGACUGUGUCCCCUACAUAGAAGUGGAGCAGAAAGUCUUCGUGUGCCCAGGGACCCUGCAGAAGGUGCUGGAGCCCACCUCGACACACGAGUCGGAGCACCAGUCUGGCGCAUGGUGCAAGGACCCGCUGCAGGCGGGUGACCGCAUCUACGUGAUGCCCUGGAUCCCCUACCGCACGGACACACUGACUGAGUAUGCCUCAUGGGAGGACUACGUGGCUGCCCGCCACACCACCACCUACCGCCUGCCCAACCGCGUGGAUGGCACAGGCUUUGUGGUCUACGAUGGUGCCGUCUUCUACAACAAGGAGCGCACGCGCAACAUCGUCAAGUAUGACCUGCGGACGCGCAUCAAGAGCGGGGAGACGGUCAUCAAUACCGCCAACUACCACGACACCUCGCCCUACCGCUGGGGCGGCAAGACCGACAUUGACCUGGCAGUGGACGAGAACGGGCUGUGGGUCAUCUACGCCACCGAGGGCAACAACGGGCGGCUGGUGGUGAGCCAGCUGAACCCCUACACACUGCGCUUUGAGGGCACGUGGGAGACGGGUUACGACAAGCGCUCGGCAUCUAACGCCUUCAUGGUGUGUGGGGUCCUGUACGUGCUGCGCUCUGUGUACGUGGAUGAUGACAGCGAGGCGGCUGGCAACCGCGUGGACUAUGCCUUCAACACCAAUGCCAACCGCGAGGAGCCUGUCAGCCUCGCCUUCCCCAACCCCUACCAGUUCAUCUCCUCCGUUGACUACAACCCUCGCGACAACCAGCUGUACGUCUGGAACAACUAUUUCGUGGUGCGCUACAGCCUGGAGUUCGGGCCGCCCGACCCCAGUGCUGGCCCAGCCACUUCCCCACCCCUCAGCACGACCACCACAGCCAGGCCCACGCCCCUCACCAGCACAGCCUCGCCCGCAGCCACCACCCCGCUCCGCCGGGCACCCCUCACCACGCACCCAGUGGGUGCCAUCAACCAGCUGGGACCUGAUCUGCCUCCAGCCACAGCCCCAGUCCCCAGCACCCGGCGGCCCCCAGCCCCAAAUCUACACGUGUCCCCUGAGCUCUUCUGUGAGCCCCGAGAGGUACGGCGGGUCCAGUGGCCGGCCACCCAGCAGGGCAUGCUGGUGGAGAGGCCCUGCCCCAAGGGGACUCGAGGAAUUGCCUCCUUCCAGUGUCUACCAGCCUUGGGGCUCUGGAACCCCCGGGGCCCUGACCUCAGCAACUGCACCUCCCCCUGGGUCAACCAGGUGGCCCAGAAGAUCAAGAGUGGGGAGAAUGCGGCCAACAUAGCCAGCGAGCUGGCCCGACACACCCGGGGCUCCAUCUACGCGGGGGACGUCUCCUCCUCCGUGAAGCUGAUGGAACAGCUGCUGGACAUCCUGGAUGCCCAACUGCAGGCCCUGCGGCCCAUCGAGCGCGAGUCAGCCGGCAAGAACUACAACAAGAUGCACAAGCGAGAGAGAACUUGCAAGGAUUAUAUCAAGGCUGUGGUGGAGACAGUGGACAAUCUGCUCCGGCCAGAAGCUCUGGAGUCCUGGAAGGACAUGAAUGCCACGGAGCAGGUGCACACGGCCACCAUGCUCCUGGACGUCCUAGAAGAGGGCGCCUUCCUGCUGGCCGACAACGUCAGGGAGCCUGCCCGCUUCCUGGCUGCCAAGGAGAAUGUGGUCCUGGAGGUCACAGUCCUGAACACAGAGGGCCAGGUGCAGGAGCUGGUGUUCCCCCAGGAGGAGUACCCGAGAAAGAACUCCAUCCAGCUGUCUGCCAAAACCAUCAAGCAGAACAGCCGCAAUGGGGUGGUCAAAGUUGUCUUCAUUCUCUAUAACAACCUGGGCCUCUUCCUGUCCACGGAGAAUGCCACAGUGAAGCUGGCUGGCGAAGCAGGCCCAGGUGGCCCUGGGGGCGCCUCUCUAGUGGUGAACUCACAGGUCAUCGCAGCAUCCAUCAACAAGGAGUCCAGCCGCGUCUUCCUCAUGGACCCCGUCAUCUUCACCGUGGCCCACCUGGAGGACAAGAACCACUUCAAUGCUAACUGCUCCUUCUGGAACUACUCGGAGCGCUCCAUGCUGGGCUACUGGUCGACCCAAGGCUGCCGCCUGGUGGAGUCCAACAAGACCCAUACCACGUGUGCCUGCAGCCACCUCACCAACUUCGCCGUGCUCAUGGCUCACCGUGAGAUCUACCAGGGCCGCAUCAACGAGCUGCUGCUGUCGGUCAUCACCUGGGUGGGCAUCGUGAUCUCCCUGGUCUGCUUGGCCAUCUGCAUCUCCACCUUCUGCUUCCUGCGGGGGCUGCAGACCGACCGCAACACCAUCCACAAGAACCUGUGCAUCAACCUCUUCCUGGCUGAGCUGCUCUUCCUGGUUGGGAUCGACAAGACUCAGUAUGAGAUUGCCUGCCCCAUCUUCGCCGGCCUGCUGCACUACUUCUUCCUGGCCGCCUUCUCCUGGCUGUGCCUGGAGGGUGUGCACCUCUACCUGCUGCUGGUGGAGGUGUUUGAGAGCGAGUAUUCCCGCACCAAGUACUACUACCUGGGUGGCUACUGCUUCCCGGCCCUGGUGGUGGGCAUCGCGGCUGCCAUUGACUACCGCAGCUACGGCACCGAGAAGGCCUGCUGGCUCCGAGUGGACAAUUACUUCAUCUGGAGUUUCAUCGGGCCGGUCUCCUUCGUUAUCGUGGUCAACCUGGUGUUCCUUAUGGUGACCCUGCACAAGAUGAUCCGAAGCUCAUCUGUGCUCAAGCCCGACUCCAGCCGCCUGGACAACAUUAAAUCCUGGGCGCUGGGGGCCAUCGCGCUGCUGUUCCUGCUGGGCCUGACCUGGGCUUUCGGCCUCCUCUUCAUCAACAAGGAGUCGGUGGUCAUGGCCUAUCUCUUCACCACCUUCAACGCCUUCCAGGGGGUCUUCAUCUUCGUCUUUCAUUGCGCCUUACAGAAGAAGGUGCACAAGGAGUACAGCAAGUGCCUGCGUCACUCCUACUGCUGCAUCCGCUCCCCACCCGGGGGCACUCACGGAUCCCUCAAGACCUCAGCCAUGCGAAGCAACACCCGCUACUACACAGGGACCCAGAGCCGAAUUCGGAGGAUGUGGAAUGACACUGUGAGGAAACAGACGGAGUCCUCCUUCAUGGCGGGUGACAUCAACAGCACCCCCACCCUGAACCGAGGUACCAUGGGGAACCACCUGCUGACCAACCCUGUGCUGCAGCCCCGUGGGGGCACCAGUCCCUACAACACCCUCAUUGCUGAGUCAGUGGGCUUCAAUCCCGCCUCACCCCCUGUCUUCAACUCCCCAGGGAGCUACCGGGAACCCAAGCACCCCUUGGGAGGCCGGGAAGCCUGUGGCAUGGACACCCUGCCCCUGAAUGGCAACUUCAAUAACAGUUACUCCUUGCGAAGUGGGGAUUUCCCUCCCGGGGAUGGGGGCCCCGAGCCGCCCCGAGGCCGGAACCUAGCCGAUGCAGCGGCCUUCGAGAAGAUGAUCAUCUCGGAGCUGGUGCACAACAACCUGCGGGGGAGCAGCAGCGCGGCCAAGGGCCCUCCACCGCCUGAGCCCCCUGUGCCACCUGUGCCAGGGGGCGGGGGCGAGGAAGAGGCAGGCGGGCCCGGGUGUGCUGAUCGGGCCGAGAUUGAACUUCUCUAUAAGGCCCUGGAGGAGCCUCUGCUGCUGCCCCGGGCCCAGUCGGUGCUGUACCAGAGCGAUCUGGACGAGUCGGAGAGCUGCACGGCCGAGGACGGCGCCACCAGCCGGCCCCUCUCCUCCCCUCCUGGCCGGGACUCCCUCUAUGCCAGCGGGGCCAACCUGCGGGACUCACCCUCCUACCCGGACAGCAGCCCUGAGGGGCCCAGUGAGGCCCUGCCCCCACCCCCUCCUGCACCCCCCGGCCCCCCCGAAAUCUACUACACCUCACGCCCGCCAGCCCUGGUGGCCCGGAAUCCCCUGCAGGGCUACUACCAGGUGCGGCGUCCUAGCCACGAGGGCUACCUGGCAGCCCCAGGCCUUGAGGGGCCAGGGCCCGAUGGGGAUGGGCAGAUGCAGCUGGUCACCAGUCUCUGAGGGGACCUCAUGGACCAGGGGGCUGGUGGCCCAGGCCAGGGAGGGAACCCUGGGCAGGGCUCUGGUGGGAGAGGGAAACAGAUGGAGGCAGUGGCUGGUGGGCCACUCUCUCCAGGUGCCCCUCAGCCAUGGGCCCUACAGUCCCCUCAGGGGACUCUGACCUGGGGGCCUGAGGUGCCAGGGUUCACAGACAGGGUUUCCCACCAGCCACAUGCACCAGCUCUAUUUGGGGGAAGUGUAGUGAGGAGGAGCCCAGAGGUCCCCAGGGGAGUGAGGAGGGAGAACUUGGAAGGGUGCAGCCCACUUCCAGACUCUCCCCUCUCCCACCCUUCUACCCUGUGAAGGGAAAUGAGGGCUUUAGUUUCCCUGGGCAGGGAGGGGCAGCUUCUGAGGUUGCCAAAGGCCCCCACUGGAUCGAACCUGUCAGCUGCUCCUCUCUGCAGCCAGAAAUGCUGCGGGCUGCUCCCUGGAGACUGGGAAAAGGCCGAAGGGCAGGGGGACUGGGCGGUGGUGGCUGGUGGUUUAAAGGUUGAACUUUCUCUGAAGCUCCUUUCCCCUUGCUCUUGGUCCCUGCCCCCCAAGCAAACCUGCUCCCUCUGCCUCCCAGUGCACCCAAUGACCCCCUCCCUUGGGGCGACUCCUGAUGAAGCACAACUCCCCGCAAGGCCCCCAGCCCACAGGGGUGGCCAUAUUUGGGCAGUUCCCAGUCCUGUGGGCUCGGCUAUCUGGGGAGCAGAUUUUGGGUCUGGAUCUCCCUGGGGAGUGGGUCCUGGGCUUGGAUCUUUCCCUAGGGGGCCCUCUUACUCCUUCCUCUCUCCUCCUCCUCCUUCCCCAUUGCUGUAAAUAUUUCAACGAAAUGGAAAAGGAAAAAAAAAAGACAAAAAAAAGAAAAAGAAAAGAAAAAAAAUCUCAUCACUUGAAGCCACCGGGAGCCUGCGGCCCGGGCCAGCCCGGGCUUUCUCCGGAGCAGAGCGGCGCUGCUGGCCCGGCAGCCAGGACUUCUCCGUGUACGUGCAUCCCCAGUCCCCGCUGGGGCGGGCAGGCCGCCAGAGCAGCUUUUUACAACCCAGAGACAAAACAAAAUCUAGAUGCAACAGCGAAACAAAGAACCCAUUUCCUUCCUGGCACCCGUUUCUGUCCCCUCCUUUCCUGCUCCGCCUGCCCGGCAUCAUCAGCCCUUCUGGGGCGUGUACCUCACUGCCUGCCCCAGGACCAGAGGCCUGUCUCCCCCUUCCCUCCCCACCGGCCCGGGGGAGACGUCUUCACACCCAAAGAUGCUUUGUCAAGAUGACUGCGCUGUCCCUUUGAGUUCCUACUUCUUGUAUAUUGCUUUGGGGACUCUAGCCGGGAAGAUGGGGCUGAUUUCCCACCUACAGAGGUUGAUGGCGGAAGGAAAAUGGGGAGGCACUGGGGUUGUGGAGGGCAUGGGUAUGGCUGAGGAGGGUGCUGGGAGCAGCAAGGCGGUCUGUCUGGGGGGGGAGGGGCAACGGUGAGAGAUCACCUUCCCUACCCUCCACCUUCCCUCAGGGAAGACGAAGCCAGGUGCCAGGGCUGGGGUCAGGACACCUAUGUUCUGGGGGGCUUGACCCCAAAUCCCAGACCCUGGAAGCUCCAGGCUCGGGAUGUCUCCUGAGCACCUCUCCGGGCCCCCUCCUCUCCAGCCUGUCAGCCCAGCCUCCCCAGCCCCCUCCCCUCAACUCUAGGGGUAGCGUAGCCCCAGGCCACCCUAGCCCAGCCCCUGCAUUGCCAUUUCCCCAGAGGUGGCCCCUCCACCUCUGCUCUGACCUCUCCCCGUCUCUCUGCCCCUCCUUUUCUCACAAGUGCCAUGAGUUUUCAAACAUCUUCGGGUCUCAGCCUGCUGCUGCCAUGAACUUUGUUGGGUUAAGGGGGAGGGGCUCUAGGAAGGAACUGGGGGGAAGGGGACAGGUAGGUGGCUGGAGGGACCCUUUUUGCUGCUAGAAAGCCCCUCCCUUCUCCUGGGGAGCUGGGGCUGGCUUGUCCCCAUCAAUUAGGGGAGAAGGGGUCAGACCAAAGAUGGUGGUUUGUCCCGAGUAAGGGAACAGGUGUGGGGAAGAGGUGGGGUUGGGUUCCAACUCUGGCUUUUUCUGGUAGAAAGGCCUAACCCAUUACACUAGAAGACCAUGGGUGAAGUCUAGAUGGGGAGGAGAAGUGAGGCCAGGGACAGUCUUGCCAGACGACUGAGGAGGGCAGGGGACAGUUCCAUGGCCCUUCCUGGACUGCACUAGGCUGGGAGCUCUGUUGGUGUGUGGAGGGGUGGUCAGAGGUCUGUGAAGAGCGGGCAAGAGGCAUGGGCAGGCGAGGAGCUGGCCCGUCCCGGGAAGCAGCCCAGCCUAUGGCUGCCCCCGAAACCAGGAGGAGGGCCGGGAGAGUUCUGGGGGGGCUGAGGCACACAGGGAGGCCCACUCCCUACCUGCCCAGCUUUCCUUGUAUCUCUGCAGACUUGGACAAUCAAAGGGAGAGAGGGUGUACCGGGUCCUGUUCCAGCCGGCAUAGCCCGGUGGCUUCCAGGCCUCAGAGCUGUGUGGCAGGGCCCCCUGCUGGGGCUGGACACCACUGCAGUCCAGUGCAAAGCCGCCCCCAGAGCCCAGGUGUCCCCCCCACCUAACCAGACCUGGUGCCUUGACGCCCCCACCCCAGCUGGGACGGUACAGAGAAGGGUCUUGGUUUCCUCUCCUACUCCCUUCCUUGGGCUCCUGAACUCAUUUGCUCCUAAAUCUUGUUAAUUCUUUUUCUCUGGAUUUUGGUUUCUUUUGGCUUUUCCUUGCCUUCCCCUUUCUCUCUGUCUCCAACUCUCUUUCCCCAUGUCUUUCUUGCUGUCUCUAUGUUCCUCUUCUCUCAUCCUCAACUUUCUGUCCAUUCGGGCCUCCUCCCCACCGCCCACGCCCCUAGCCCCUCCCUCCUUGGUCUCCUUUUCGAUAUGCCAAACCAAUUUUGGGUCGAGUGCAUUUAACGAGAACAAAACAAAAGGCUCAUAACAACAAGAACGUUUCAGAAAAAAACAAAAAGUUAAAAAAAAAAUGUUGAGUCAAAAAGUCAAACAAUAAAGAAAUUAAGAUUUCUUGGAAUGACAA